CUUCAGCCGACGAUGGAUUUCUGAGCGGGUCUUGGGAGCGGCAGUGUGGAGCUGCAUUAAACUUCAAGAGCAUGAGUGAUUGGCUGAUUACGGACAGCUCGGCGCUGACCAGGCUGAUGACUCCACAAAAAUGCGAGCUCCAUCUUCAUCCACCCUGACAUCAAUGCGCCCGCCGACUCGGCCGUUCCUCCUUGCAUGCCGCUUCAACUUCGGACGCUUCUAGCCGCGGCCUUGCGAUCGUUUUGUCGUUUGCCCGCCUUGCCAUCAUAACGAAUUGCUAGCGAUAUUGCUUGCGAUUCCAGUGUUAUGCGUUGAUUAGGUGCCCCCUUCGCUGUCGUCAGGUCGCGUUUCCGACUCAUCCCCCCAAGAUGGCCUCCGCCGACGACCUCUCCCGGUCCGAGUACCCGGCAAUGCUUGCGAACCUGCAACCCAGCCAGGCCGUGCAAGCGCUGUCGGACCGGGUCAAGCGGAUCACACGAGCCAACCAAGAGAUCGCGGAUUGGCUUCAGGAGCGCAGGAGAGUCGAAGAACAAUAUGUUGCUGGCCUCCGUAAACUGUUGGUCUUCAAGGUGCCGAGCGCUGCAACGGAGCUUGGCAUCUUCCAAGCACCAUGGGACAAGAUCCUCAGUUCCACCGACGGCAUUGCUGCCUCCCACCAGCUGUUCGCCCAGCGCAUCGACAAAGACGUCGAGUACUCGCUCCGGAACUUCCAGAACAAGAAGGAGAUGCAGCACAUGCAAACCAUCAGUUCGAAUCUGAAUACAAUGGCCAGGGAACUUGACGAUGCCACCGAGAAGUCGGAAAAGCUGAGCCGAAAGGGAGGCAGGGCCAAUGCGCAAAAGGUUGACCAGGCCGCGGCGAGACUCGAGACAGCGACCCAGACAUGGGAGUCACAGGCGCCCUUCAUCUACGAGACCCUCCAAGCCCUGGACGAGCAGCGGAUCAACCAUUUGCGGGACGUCUUGACGCAGUUCGAGACCCACGAGAUCGACCAAGCGACCCGGACUCAAGCAGCUGCGGAGGAGGUGCUCAACAUCAUGCUCGAGGUCAACACGGCGGCGGAGAUCCAGAACUUUGUGCAGAAAACCACUGCUGGGAAGCCAAAGAUUGAAAGGAAGUCAACGACACGGCAACCAACGCCUGUGACCCCAACUGCCGCGCCCCCAAGCAUCACCGCCGACGACGUCAGCGAGCACUCGGGUCAGAGAGACAAUCCUCCCGAAUCAAAGUUGCGGAGUCGAAUUGGCACCAUGCUCGGCCGCCGGCGACAGAGCAUUCACGGCGGCUUCGGCCAACUCGGGUCCCCUCCGAAGAGCCUCGGUGCCUUUUCGCGCGGUAUCGGGAGCAGCCAUAGCCAAACGCUAUCUCCCCGAGCCUCAUCCCACAAUUUGGCCGAUUCGCAACACAGGCUACCGUCUCUGGCCGAGAGCCCAACGCCGGAGCAAGGGCGGAAGUCCAACGCCGAGAACGAACCAGCGAAGAAGUCCCAUGAAGGCACAAACGGGGUUUCCGGCGGAGAGACAUCCAAGGAUAGACAGCACUCACAACCCAGCCUCCUCAACGGAACCGCUGAAGAUAUCUUUGAUGCCACCCCUCCUCCAUCUCAACCACAGCAGAGCAAGGAGGAAUCGGGCAAGGACGCCGACGGUUUCACGAUACCGCCGGAGAUGAAUGACCCUAUCUCCCAGGCGCAAAGGGACGCGGUAGCCGAGGAAGGCGACCAUAUGUUCAAGCUGAACAUCCAGAACGAGCCCAUCCCCGAGGAGGACCAGGACGCGAAACAAGCGGCGUUGUCCAGCGUUGCGAAUGCCCUGAAUAUGGGAAUGCCGUCACGGAAGGCGGGGACAGUCCGAGGCAGGAGAGAUGUUCGGAAUACUGUUUACAUGCCGUCUCUGCCGACUCAGGAGAUCUCCUCCGAGAACCCCUUCCCGCUCUCGCCUUCAUUGCCAACAAGUGCGACGGUGCCAAAGCUCCCGCCAUCCAUGACAUUUUCUUCCGAGACGAGCCAUGCUUCGGACACCCAGUCUAUCCGAUCCGGCACCUCGUUCGGCGGUACAUCAUCGUACACUGGCGUCACCCGGUUGAAGCACCCGGAGAUGCAUGGGCCUGCAUACGGACCCGGUUUGCAUUCCUCCAUCAUCGAAACCGUGUCUGCUAGCUUCCAGGACGGGGAACCCAACUCGGUGAAGGUCACCGGCGAGAUUGCGCUCGCCUACGUGCCCGACCCCGAUUCCCCUUUCGCAGAUCAUGAAACGAUCCGCCUCAAUAAGUUCCCUCUCCUCGAAUCCAUCGGUCCCAACCGCGUCUUCGUAACCAACACCGCCGCUCCCGACGAGUUCUCAAUCGACCUGUCCCACCUCAACACCACCACCUCCGCCUUCACCUACCGCGUGCAUGCCGAGUCAGACACGGCCCUGGUAUCCCAAUGCCCCAUCGCGAUCCACCCGGUCUGGAAGCCGCAAGCCGACAAGCUCGGCCUCCUGCUCCAGUACCGGCUCAACCCGUCCUGCGCCUUCCCCCGGCCCCUGACGCUGUCCAACGUCGUCUUCGUCGCCACGUACGAGGGCGCCCGCGCGAGCGGCGUGCAGACCAAGCCGUCGGGCACGCACCUCAAGGACAAGCACAUCGUGUACUGGCGCCUCGGCGACGUCACCCUGACGGACGACUGGGCCAAGAUCAUCUGCCGCGUCAUCGGCGAGCAGAACGCCGAGCCCGUGCCGGGCAAGGUCGAGGUGAGGUGGGAGUGGGCGCCGCCGGCGCAUGUGGACGCGGACGCGGACGCCGACGCCGGCAGCGGCAUCUCGCUUGCCAGGUUGCUGCCCGAGGGCAAGGGCAAGGGCAAGGCCGCCGAGGUCGAGGUCGAGGACGAGGAUCCGUUUGCCGAUGCGAGCUCGCCGCCGGCGUCGCCGGACCCGGCCGCGGGGCAGGAGAGGGCGUGGGCCGAGGUGCCCGUCGUGAGGAGGCUGGUGGGGGGAAAGUAUGAGUCGAAAUAAGGGGAGGAGGAGGGGUGGCGGGUGGAGCGUUGAAGUAAUGAUGGGGUUUUGUGUCUUGAAAGCUUGUUUUGAGUUUGCGGCAAGCGGUGGAUAGAUCGAGUUUCAGCUGAUACCGUGGGGGGCGUGUUUUGAGAAGCGAUUUCAUUUGUUGUUUUGUUGGCCGGGGUUCCGGAGUGGCCCUGAGAAGCGUUGGAGAAUUGAGACUGCACAUAGUUGUACAUACCUACAUAUCUUCCUUUGUUGAUUUCAUGGUUUGGACACGAGGUGGUUCAAACGCCAGCGGUUGGGCAUAUUAUGAUGAUAUUCCUACUUCUGUGGCUCGAGCAAGAGCCGUUCACUUGAAUCGAAGCGGCGGCGUUUAAUACCAGUUGAACCUCAAGAUGGGAGCAACAAAAUAAAAGCAAAUCACAGUGGUAUAUUUCUCCCCUGUCCCCAAG
Chaetomium fimeti is the source of this 3430-nucleotide messenger RNA. RefSeq names its product muniscin C-terminal mu domain-containing protein. Gene Ontology annotation, biological process: septin cytoskeleton organization. Gene Ontology annotation, cellular component: endocytic vesicle; cell division site; plasma membrane. The transcript has 6 exons. Bases 369 to 2993 code for a protein of 874 amino acids. The record is from RefSeq and is a predicted model, not a curated record. NCBI's taxonomy places the organism in Eukaryota, Fungi, Ascomycota, Sordariomycetes, Sordariales, Chaetomiaceae.